Messenger RNA from Triticum turgidum subsp. durum (durum wheat), 399 nucleotides. Lineage: Eukaryota; Viridiplantae; Streptophyta; Magnoliopsida; Poales; Poaceae. The record is from the annotation of a GenBank genome assembly.
AUGUCUGCACCAAUCGUCAGCGCCACCAUGGGGGCGAUUAACCCCCUCAUCGGCAAGCUCGCGGCACUGAUGGGCGACGAGUACAAGAAACUCACUUCAGUCAGGAAGCAUGCCUCGUUCCUCAAGGAUGAGCUUAGCACCAUGAAAGCUCUCCUUGAGAAGCUUGAGCUGAUGGAUGAACUGGAUCCCUUGGCCAAGAACUGGAGGGACCAUGUCAGGGAGAUGUCCUACGACAUGAAGAAUUGCAUCGAUGACUUCAUGCGAGACCUUGGAGGUGCCGAUGCCAAGAUGGGCUUUAUAAAGAAGACGGCCAAACGUCUGAAGACGCUGCGGAAGCGUCAUCGUAUUGCUGAUCGGAUGGAGGAGCUCAAGGUUCUUGCUCUACAGGCAAAUGAAUGA